AAAUGAGCAACUUCUCUGCAGAGAACAUUUGCCACUGUUGCAUAACGCGGGCAUCUGCGAGUAAACGGUUGGAUGAUUUUGCGGCCUUUCGAUCUUCAGGUUUAUUUGCAAUAUUUAUCUUCACGUACCGUCACUUGAAGGAGGGAAGUCUAAUGGGCUGGACUGCAACUGAACUGUUUCUGUAAGUGCUUUGCUCAACGAGCGCGAUGGGACUCCUUAUUUGGUAACUACGGUUCCGCUGCCUUCCAUUAUUGUAUCGCCAACGGAUGGGACCAGUAGCACCGUUCCGUUGGUGUCCAUGCUAUGGAUUUUGUCCUACCUGGCCCUUGUUCUGUACGGCUUCGUGGCUCUGUUUUGCCUCGCCGCUGGUCUACUUUACGUGACUGAAUUGGUUGAGGAGUACACAGUAAUCACCGGCAAGAUAAUCAAAUAUCUGAUCGCCUCUGAAUUCAUAUUACAUAUUGUUCUAACAUUUUCAGAUACAGUUUCAUACCUCUUGAUCGCAAUCGGCUUUGUAGCUCACAUUUUCUAUUGGUUCCUCUUAAAACAUUUUCCGGCCUUCCAGCUAACUUCCUUCGCUUUCAUUGGCAGCCUGUGUGCAUUCAUCAUUCACCAUUUGGCUGCAUUCAGUGUGUUCAACGCGGCCCUAUUCACAUUCUCCGAGAUGCUUGCCUACUUCACAUUUUUUCUGUGGGCUGUGCCCUUUAUGUUUCUCAUCUCUCUUUCUGCCAACGACUGGGUGCUCCCUCAGACGGUGACGCUUAUGCAUCAUCGCGAACAAGAGCCGCUGCUUGCAGGUGAUCAAGACGUUGUCUCCGCGUAUUUGAGGCGAAAGAGGCGCAGCCUCUACUCUCUGCUCUCCACCAUACGGGAUUAUUUGCCUUCAAUUAAAUCAAAGAAAGGAUUUUAA
This is a messenger RNA of Dicrocoelium dendriticum, 910 nucleotides long. The record is from the annotation of a GenBank genome assembly. Lineage: Eukaryota; Metazoa; Platyhelminthes; Trematoda; Plagiorchiida; Dicrocoeliidae.